ACCUAACUUGCCUCUGCCAGACAACAUACCAACUUUCAGGCAGGCCGUAGGUGCAGCCUACUUCCCCCAGUUUCGUCACUUCGACCGCUUCUUUCUUGGCGACCCAAAACCACCUGAAGCCCAAUUCCGAUCUCCCCAUUUCUCGCCUCCGCGCUCCCGCAUCCGAUGGAGGUCCCCAGUGGGAGCCUCUUCCUGCUAUGCUUUCUUCUCCUAUUCGCCACCUUGCCCGAUCCGGCGGCGGCCGUCCGGAUCCCGGACUCCGGCCGCCGGCAACCGAGCCAGCCCCUAAGGGUCGCCGUCUUCGCCCUUGGGAGCUUCUGGCGCUCCGAGGCCGUCUUCGGAUGCCUCCCUGGCGUUGUCCGGACCUCGGUCGGUUAUGCUGGCGGGUCCAAGACCAACCCGGAGUACCGAAACCUUGGAGACCACGCCGAGUGCGUACAGGUUGAAUAUGAUCCCAAACUGAUUCAAUUCAAGCAGCUUUUGGAUGUCUUUUGGGCUAGUCAUGAUCCUAGGCAGGUUUUCGGCCAAGGACCAGAUGUAGGUAACCAGUAUAGAUCAAUUAUCUUCACAAAUGGAACCCUAGAGGCUAGGUUAGCUGCUGCAAGCAAAGAAAGGGAACAGACCAAGAGUAGGAGCAGUAUUGUGACUACACAAAUCCAACAACUAGGAACAUUCUAUCCUGCUGAAUCUGAACACCAGAAAUUUGAGUUGAAGCAUAAUCCUUUUCUCCUGCAAUUGACUGGAGAUAUGCCGGAAGAGGAACUUUUGACAUCAAGCCUAGCUGCAAAGCUGAAUGGCUAUGCUGCUGAGCUUUGCCAUUCAGGAAUCCAAAAGAAGAUCGUUGCGAAGAUUAAUGAGAUACGAAAAAAUGGUUGGCCCAUCUUAAGGGAGGUUUAGAUGUGUGGUAGCAAGGGAGCUUUAGUGUGAUGAAGGUUAUUGCGUUACAAUCUAAAAUAUUGCAGCAAACAGCCAUUAGCUUGAUGGAGGGUGAGCAUCAGAAUUGAGGUGUUAGGUAUAUUGUUUAUUUGUAAUAUAUAUAUAUAUAUUUUUUUUUCCUGUGGUGAACCAUCCUCAAGAUUUAAAUUGAUCUAGUGCCGGCUAGGUCAGAUGGGAGAUAACCAUGCAUCAAUAAAAGUCCAGAGCCCUGGCAUGCUUUGCCACAAAA
Molecule: messenger RNA, 1165 nt
Organism: Elaeis guineensis (African oil palm)
Lineage: Eukaryota; Viridiplantae; Streptophyta; Magnoliopsida; Arecales; Arecaceae
Product: peptide methionine sulfoxide reductase A5
Biological process (GO): cellular response to oxidative stress
Cellular component (GO): cytoplasm
Molecular function (GO): peptide-methionine (S)-S-oxide reductase activity
Source: RefSeq, a predicted model, not a curated record